Amborella trichopoda is the source of this 3219-nucleotide messenger RNA. RefSeq names its product minichromosome maintenance (MCM2/3/5) family protein (gene MCM2). Gene Ontology annotation, biological process: mitotic DNA replication initiation; double-strand break repair via break-induced replication; DNA replication. Gene Ontology annotation, molecular function: single-stranded DNA binding; ATP binding; 3'-5' DNA helicase activity. The record is from RefSeq and is a predicted model, not a curated record. NCBI's taxonomy places the organism in Eukaryota, Viridiplantae, Streptophyta, Magnoliopsida, Amborellales, Amborellaceae. Gene Ontology annotation, cellular component: MCM complex; nucleus.
CUCACAUCAUAAUCCCUGAAAAGAAAGCCGAGAAGAAGAGAAAAUGGCGAGCCCUAGAAGGAGAUCGGGAGCUCAGAAUUCCAAUGGAGCACGAAGCCCUAACCCUAGUGGAAAUGGAAACCCUCGAAGCAUGGAUUCCGAUGACCCAUCAACCCCUGCCUCUCCGACCUCUGCUGGAUUUAGCACCGACAGGUUGCCACCAAAUACAAGCAGGACUUCUCAGUCGCUUUCGGAUGAAGCAGCAGUUGAUCCUGCGAUCAUUAGAGAUGAAGAAGAGGAAGGGAUGGGAGAAGAAGAAGAAGAGGAAGGCGAGGAUCUCUACACUGAUAAUUUUUUUGAUGAUUAUCGUCCCAUGGAAGAGCAAGAUCGAUACGAAUCAGCUGGAUUAGAUGAUUCCGUGGGGGAUGAGAGGGAUCUGGAUCAAAUCAUGGAGGACAGAAGAGCAGCAGAAGUUGAGUUAGAUGCAAGAGAUGGAACCAGAUUUGACAGGAAGCUCCCAAGGCUUCUCCAUGAUCAAGACACCGAUGAUGACAUUGAUUACAGGCCGAAAAGGUCUAGAGUUGAUUACAGGCGACCCAGAGGAGGAAUGAGUUAUGAAGAUGUCGACGGGGCAACACCAAUCUCACCCGGUGGAGGAGGAUCACAUGGAGGUUACCAUGGAGGUGAGCCACCCACUACCGAUCAAACAGAAGAUGAGGAUGAAGAUGAUGAUGCAGAGUAUGGAAUAUACCGUGUCCAAGGAACUCUGAGAGAGUGGGUUACAAGAGAUGAAGUACGUCGUGUCAUUGCAAAGAAAUUCAAGGAGUUCUUGCUCACCUAUGUAAAUCCAAAGAAUGGAAAUGGGGAGCAUGAAUACGUUCGCCUGAUAAAUGAAAUGGUUGCAGCUAAUGGGUGUAGUUUGGAGAUUGAUUAUAAACAAUUCAUAUUUGUUCAUCCAAAUAUUGCUAUCUGGCUGGCUGAUGCACCUCAGCCGGUGCUUGAAGUCAUGGAAGAGGUGGCACAAAGUGUGGUUUUGGAUCUUCAUAAGAACUACAAGAACAUCUGUCAGCGGAUUUAUGUGAGAGUAACCAAUUUACCAAUUUAUGAUCAGAUAAGAAAUAUUAGGCAGAUCCAUCUGAACACCAUGAUUCGCAUUGGAGGGGUUGUGACCAGGCGAUCUGGGGUUUUCCCUCAAUUACAACAAGUGAAAUAUGAUUGUAACAAAUGUGGAAUGAUCCUUGGGCCUUUCUUCCAGAACUCCUAUUCAGAAGUUAAAGUGGGUUCCUGCCCUGAAUGCCAAUCUAAAGGGCCUUUCACUGUCAAUAUUGAGCAGACAAUUUACAGGAACUACCAGAAAAUGACCCUCCAGGAAAGUCCAGGAAUUGUGCCUGCUGGUCGGCUUCCACGGUGCAAGGAAGUUAUUCUAUUGAAUGACUUGAUUGAUUGUGCACGCCCUGGAGAAGAAAUUGAGGUUACAGGCAUAUAUACAAAUAACUUUGACUUCUCACUCAAUACAAAGAAUGGGUUUCCAGUCUUUGCAACAGUAGUUGAAGCAAACUAUGUCACAAAAAAGCAGGACCUCUUCUCUGCUUAUAAGCUCACUGAUGAUGAUAAGAUAGAAAUUGAGAGGUUGGCUAAGGACCCACGCAUAGGAGAAAGGAUUAUCAAGUCUAUAGCUCCAUCCAUUUAUGGACAUGAAGACAUAAAGACUGCAAUUGCUCUUGCAAUGUUUGGAGGCCAAGAAAAGAAUGUGAAAGGAAAGCACCGCCUCAGAGGAGACAUAAAUGUUCUCCUGCUUGGUGAUCCUGGCACAGCCAAAUCGCAAUUUCUCAAGUAUGUUGAAAAAACGGGGCAAAGGGCUGUUUAUACUACUGGUAAAGGAGCUUCAGCUGUUGGGCUUACAGCUGCAGUGCACAAGGAUCCUGUCACUAGAGAGUGGACUCUUGAAGGUGGAGCCCUUGUCUUAGCCGAUAGAGGUAUCUGCUUGAUUGAUGAGUUUGACAAGAUGAAUGACCAGGAUAGGGUGAGUAUCCAUGAAGCGAUGGAACAACAGAGCAUUAGUAUAUCUAAGGCUGGAAUUGUGACAUCACUACAAGCACGGUGCUCUGUUAUUGCAGCAGCUAAUCCAAUUGGAGGAAGAUACGACUCAUCAAAGACUUUUGUUCAAAAUGUGGAGCUGACGGAUCCGAUCCUGUCUCGAUUUGAUAUCCUUUGUGUUGUUAAGGAUGUAGUUGAUGAAGUUACAGAUGAAAUGCUUGCCAGAUUUGUUGUAGAUAGCCAUGCCAAGUCUCAACCCAAAGGAACCAUUCUGGAAGACCAGCCUAGAAAUCCCAACCCAAAUGAUUCCGUCGAAAAAGAUUUUCAGCCCCCAGUGGAUCCUGAGAUAUUAUCUCAAGAUAUGCUCAGGAAGUACAUAACAUAUGCAAAGUUAAAUGUCUUUCCCAAGUUGCAUGAUUCUGAUAUGGACAAACUCACACAUGUUUAUGCUGAAUUGCGUCGAGAGUCUUCUCAUGGUCAAGGAGUUCCAAUUGCAGUAAGGCAUAUUGAGUCGAUGAUAAGGACGUCUGAAGCCCAUGCUAGAAUGCAUCUGAGGAGUUAUGUAUCAGAGGAGGAUGUUGAUAUGGCUAUCCGGGUCCUGCUUGACUCGUUUAUCUCAACACAAAAGUUUGGUGUUCAAAAGGCUUUGCAGAAGAGAUUUAAGAAGUAUAUGACAUUCAAGAAGGAUUACAAUGAACUGCUCCUGCAUCUUCUGCGGGGCAUUGUGAAAGAGGUGUUGGAAUUCCUACAAUUCAUGUAGAACGGCGGGCUGCCUACACAUGUUGAAGUGAAAGUUGAGGAUCUCAGGAAUAAGGCACAAGAAUAUGAAAUAUAUGAUUUGAAGCCCUUCUUCACCAGCAACCAGUUUUCGAGAGCCAAUUUUGAGCUGGAUGAAGAGCAUGGGUUGAUUAGGCAUCCCGUUGCUGUCUGAUAUGUCGCUUUUUUUCUUGUAUAUAGCAUGGUUUUCCAUGAAGAGUUAUUUAUGUUUGAGGCAAUUAGAAGUUGAGUAAUUUAGCUUUUUAGUGGGCACAAUGUGCAUUCCACUGAACCUAUAAACAAUGGGAAUAGUAAGAUCAUAGUGCUUAACGCAAGCAGCAUUUGCUGCCACUGGCAUUCCUGCUAGGAAUUAGGAUCUUACUACCAUAAACAUCUGUAACUUCUAACACUGAGGAAUUAGGAUCUUAAUAUCAUAACCCUUUGGCA